Molecule: messenger RNA, 1218 nt
Organism: Puccinia triticina
Lineage: Eukaryota; Fungi; Basidiomycota; Pucciniomycetes; Pucciniales; Pucciniaceae
Exons: 5
Coding region: 1-1218 (405 amino acids)
Source: RefSeq, a predicted model, not a curated record
AUGAUUUGUAUCCGACAAACCUUACUGGGAGUUGCUCUUUUCCGUUCUAUAUUGAUUACUGCAACUAGGGAUGCCGAUCACGACACGGAUUCGGAGACAUCAAUUCAAAACCUUGCAGAAAAAACCGACUGCAAUUCAUCAUGGCAGUCAAAAAUGCAACUCUCAGACGAUGAUACUUUUCAAUCCUUCCGCAGCUAUUUUCUCGACCUUGACGAUAAUCGCAAUAGCCCCGGACCAAAGCCAGCCCACAGCUUGGGCACAAGCAGUACAGUUGGUGAAAAAGGUAUUCAAAAUGUAAACAAUGCCUAUCGAACCUCAAACCCUUUGCUCAAAAAACGUGCAUUGUACGAACGGUUGGCAGCGGAUCAAGAGUCCCUGUGUCAAUACCUGCCUGCAAUCAAAUUUCCAACCAAGCCGCGUUCCUCAAGGCCGCGCCUCAGCCGUUGGAACUCAAAAGGCAUAUCUAUCAAGGGUCGUCAAAAGAUGAAAAAAAGCCAACGCGCUACAACAAAUUUUAAACUGGAGACUGUCAUCCGCACAAAAAAUAAUACCGGAAAGCAAAAAAUCAAUAAUUCUUUCCAAGUCAAAACUGGGCCGAUUUUCAGAGAACUCCAGGAAGCCAGAGAAGAUACAGAACUGUUUGAUCUGUUUACGCGGGCUCAAAAAUUAAGCCUCAAGCUGAAAGCCAAACAGAGAAACAUUGAAUUAGCAGAGCUUACACAGCAAACUGAUUCGGAGCUUGAAGAAGAAGAUAUUGUUGUUUAUCCUUCAAACCCCAAGCUCAAAUUACCAAAAGAUGGAAAGGAGCCAACUCACAAUGCCUACAUCAAGCUGAGAUUACCAUCACAUAAAAUGCAAGUCCCAGAAAAGGCAAACCGAGUGGUGACAAGAGCACAAAGGAUUGGAGAGUACUUAGAUUAUCUCCAUCAAUUUCCUCAAAUUAUGCCAGAUGCACAAAUACAGGUCAAAAUUUCAAAUGAAGCUCACCAAAAUCUUCUUGAAUGGUUCUACAAUUUACUAUUCAAGGACACUCAAGAUCACCCGCCUCUCCUGGGUUGGGCUCAACUGGAGUUUCCACUAAAGCAUGGAAACCACAAGAAAUUCAAUCCUGCUCAGAUCAUUCUUUACAAAGCUCUAACACAGGCAGGUUGGCUAACAAUCUCUCAAGUUGCUUAUGUUGCAAUUAAGUUGCGCAACAUCUGGCUAGAAUUUAAUUGA